AUGAAGCCAGGCUGUGCGGCAGGACCUCCGGGGAAUGAAUGGGCUGCAGAGAGCGCACGCUGCAGGAAAACCAUGUCCAGCGGGGAGCUGCGGGGGUCUGUCCUUCUGUCCGCGUGGAUCCUUCUGCGAGCUGUGACGGGCUUCUCUGGAGAUGGCAGAGCCGUCUGGGCUAAAUCGCCUCCGCUGAGUCCGGUAAACCAGAGCCAGCUGUUUCUCUAUGACACUUUCCCCCCAAACUUCCUCUGGGGUGUUGGGACGGGCGCGUUCCAGGUCGAAGGGAGUUGGGCGCAGGAUGGGAAAGGCCCUUCCAUCUGGGAUGAGUUCGUGCGUACAUACCCGACAACUGUCAAUGGCACGCAAGCUGCCAGUGACAGCUACCUGUUUCUGGAAAAGGACUUCUCGGCUCUGGAUUUUUUGGGCGUCUCUUUUUAUCACUUUUCCAUUUCCUGGCCCCGGCUCUUUCCCGACGGCGUGGUCGCGGUCGCCAACGCGCAAGGUCUCCGGUACUACAACGCUCUUCUGGACCAGCUAGUGCUCAGAAACGUUGCGCCCGUGGUGACUUUGUACCACUGGGACUUGCCUUUGGCGUUGCAAGAGAACUACGGGGGGUGGAAAAAUGAAAGCAUCGUAGAGCUCUUCAACGACUACGCCACGUACUGUUUCCAGAUGUUUGGGGACCGCGUCAAAUACUGGAUUACAAUUCACAACCCCUACCUGGUGGCUUGGCACGGCUAUGGGACCGGCGUGCACGCUCCGGGCGAGAAGGGAAGUGCGGCAGCUGUCUACACCGUUGGGCACAACCUCCUCAAGGCUCAUUCAAAAGUCUGGCAGAACUACGACCAGAAUUUCCGUCCCCAUCAGAAGGGCUGGCUAUCGAUCACGUUGGGGUCCCAUUGGAUCGAACCGAACAGAUCCGAAAACACGGAGGAUGUACUCAGGUGCCAGCAGUCCGUGGUUUCCGUGCUGGGGUGGUUCGCCAACCCUGUCCACGGGGACGGCGACUACCCCGAGGCCAUGAGGUCCAGCCUGCCCCUCUUCUCCGACGCCGAGAAGCGGGCGGUGAGGGGCUCCGCGGACUUCUUCGCUUUUUCCUUUGGGCCCAACAACUUCAAGCCCCCCAACACCAUGGCCAAAAUGGGGCAGAACGUGUCGCUCCAUUUAAGAGAAGUGCUGAACUGGAUCAAGCUGGAAUACGGCGACCCUCGAAUCUUCAUCACCGAGAACGGCUGGUUCACCGACAGUCACGUGAAGACCGAAGAUACCACGGCCAUCUACAUGACGAAGAACUUCCUCAACCAGGUGCUUCAAGCAAUACGGUUUGAUGGGAUUCGCGUGUUUGGCUACACGGCCUGGUCUCUCCUGGAUGGCUUCGAAUGGCAGGACGCUUACCACACCCGCCGAGGACUCUUUUACGUGGAUUUUAACAGCAAGGAAAAAGAAAGACAGCCCAAGACUUCCGCGCAUUACUACAGACAGAUCAUCCGAGAAAACGGUUUCCUUCUGAGAGAGUCCGCACCAGACGUGCAAGGGCAGUUUCCCUGCGACUUCUCCUGGGGCGUCACCGACUCUGUGCUUAAGCCCGAGUCGGUGGCCUCCUCCCCGCAGUUCAACGACCCCCACCUGUACCUGUGGAACGUGAGCGGCAACCGGCUGCUGCACAGAGUGGACGGCGUGCAGCUGAAGACUCGGCAAGCUCAGUGCACAGAUUUUGUCAGCAUCAAAAAGCAGCUGGAGAUGCUGACCAGAAUGAAGGUCACCCACUACAGGUUUGCUCUGGACUGGGCCUCCAUCCUCCCGGCUGGCGACCUGGCCACGGUGAACCGGCCGGCUCUGAGGUACUAUAGGUGUGUGGCCAGCGAGGGGCUGAAGGUCAACAUCUCCCCGAUGGUCACGCUGUACUACCCCACCCACGCCCGCCUGGGACUCCCCGCGCCCCUGCUGCAGGGUGGCGGAUGGCUGAACGCCACCACGGCGCAGGCCUUCCGGGACUACGCGGGCCUGUGCUUCCGCGAGCUGGGCGACCUGGUCAAGGUCUGGAUCACCAUCAACGAGCCGAACCGCCUGAGUGACGUCUACAACCGCACCAGUAACGACACGUACCGGGCUGCGCACAACCUGCUGCUGGCCCACGCCCGGGCCUGGCGCCUCUAUGACCGCCAGUACCGGCCGUCGCAGCGCGGGGCCGUGUCGCUGUCCCUGCACUCGGACUGGGUGGAGCCGGCCAACCCGUUCGCCGAGUCGCACCGGCAAGCGGCCGAGCGGUUCCUCCAGUUCGAAAUCGCCUGGUUCGCCGAGCCCGUCUUCAAGACCGGGGACUACCCGGCGGCCAUGCGGGAGUACAUCGCCUCCAAGCGCCGCCACGGGCUCUCGCGCUCCGCGCUGCCGCGCUUCUCGGCUGAGGAGAGGAGGCUGGUCCGCGGCGCGGCCGACUUCUACGCGCUCAACCACUUCACCACCAGGCUGGUGAUGCCCCAGCGCCUGCACGGCAGCGGCUACGAGGCGGACCGCGACGUGCAGUUCCUGCAGGACGUCACCUGCCUGAGCUCGCCCACGCGCCUGGCCGUGAUGCCCGGAGGCCUGCGCAAGGUGCUCAGGUGGGUCCGGGAGCACUACGGGGACUUGGAUGUCUACAUCACGGCCAACGGCAUCGAUGACAGCGCGCUGGAAAAUGACGGCCUGCGGAAACACUACUUGGAGAAAUACGUUCAGGAGGCUUUGAAAGCAUACCAGAUUGAUAAAAUCAAACUCAAAGGCUAUUAUGCAUUCAAGCUGACUGAAGAAAAAGCCAAACCCAGAUUUGGAUUCUUCACACCUGAUUUCAAAGCGAAAUCCUCAACACAGCUCUACAGCAAGCUGAGCAGCAGCAAUGGCUUCCCUGCAGACAACAGCAGCUCUAGAUGCGGGCCGGCCCCAGGAAACCCAAAAUGCGCCGUCUGCUUAUUUCUUGCGCAGAAGAAACCACUGAUAUUCUUUGUUUGCUGCUUCUUCUUCACCCUGGCCCUACUUUUAUCCAUUGCCAUUUAUCAUAAGCGAAAGAAAAGAAAAUGUUGGAAAGCUAAGAAAAUACAACACAUACCGUUAAAGGUAGGCCACAAGAGGGUUCAGAGUUAAAUUGAGCCUAUUUCUAUCUGCAUGAUAGAAGGACAAUUACAGAUUUCACUCCAGUUCCACAUACUGGUAGCUCAGAGACGGUGUAGAAAGAAGACUAACUGAGAAACUGGGGGGUAGUCAAGGUGAUGACAAUCAGUGUCUCUGCCAUUAUGGUUCCAAUGAAUUUCCCCUGAGGUGUUGACAUGCAAAUUCAGCUGUUGGAUCUGAAGAAGGUGUCACUUGGCUAAGCCAUGAGGAUUACCUGACACAUUGAUUUAUGAGAUUUAAUGAGCUGCUUUUCAUCUUUCUUCUCUGGCUUUCUUCUGCAGAAACCAAGUUAGUUUUAGUAAAAAUAAGUGAUUUUUUAAAAGUGAAACUUGGUCUUUUUAGACUCCCCUUUGAAACUAGGCAGGUAGUGAGAGAUUGUUAGCCACCUCUAACCAAAUGCUUUCCCAUCCAGUCCGAGUUGUUCUUAAAGGGAAAGGGGAGAAAAUACAAUGGGAUAAGUGGUAAUCACACUACAGUAGAGACUCAUGCACAGCAAUUCCUGAACUUUUCUCUGAGGAUCACAGCCCAGUGCGUAACCACCACGCCACCAGGGCUCCCCUGAACUUUUCUCAAGAGGGAAAAAAAAAUCAAGUAUUUUCUGAGAUUUCUUCUUUCAUCAUUAGAUCUGCGAAAGGAACCACACACACACAGACAUGUAAUUUCAAUCAUU
Echinops telfairi (small Madagascar hedgehog) is the source of this 3808-nucleotide messenger RNA. RefSeq names its product klotho beta (gene KLB). The record is from RefSeq and is a predicted model, not a curated record. Lineage: Eukaryota; Metazoa; Chordata; Mammalia; Afrosoricida; Tenrecidae. Gene Ontology annotation, biological process: carbohydrate metabolic process; fibroblast growth factor receptor signaling pathway. Gene Ontology annotation, molecular function: fibroblast growth factor binding; hydrolase activity, hydrolyzing O-glycosyl compounds; fibroblast growth factor receptor binding.